This is a messenger RNA of Branchiostoma belcheri (Belcher's lancelet), 13172 nucleotides long. RefSeq lists its product as uncharacterized. The transcript is spliced from 40 exons. The coding region runs from base 25 to 12945 and encodes 4306 amino acids. The record is from RefSeq and is a predicted model, not a curated record. NCBI's taxonomy places the organism in Eukaryota, Metazoa, Chordata, Leptocardii, Amphioxiformes, Branchiostomatidae. Gene Ontology annotation, cellular component: plasma membrane. Gene Ontology annotation, molecular function: calcium ion binding. Gene Ontology annotation, biological process: homophilic cell-cell adhesion.
AUCUCGUCCAUCAUCGGUAGUGUCAUGCUGUCUAAUGUAUCAGUGGUAAACAAUACUAAUAAUGGGAUAUACAUCAAUGACAUUACUGGUACAGUUAACAUGAGUGAUGUCGUAUCUCAUUCCAACUACGAACACGGGAUUUACAUAUCCAUUAUAACCGGUGGAGUUGAUAUGAGUGAAAUCGUAUCUCAUACCAACAGUGACCACGGCAUCUAUCUAGGGAAUGUGACAAACGUAAAUAUCGGUAGUACCACGGUAUCUUCUUGUGCUAAAGGACUGUUCGUACAAGGAUCAGAUGGAAACAUAUCUGUGGAGUCAACAGUUGCCAACUUUAACUCUGAAGAAGGUAUCCACAUCUCUUCAUGCCUCGGUAGUGUCACAAUGUCGAAUGUAUCAGUUGUUGACAACUCUGACCAUGGGAUGUACUUCAAUGACAUCACUGAUACGGUUAAUAUGAGUGAUGUUGUAUCUCAUACGAACAAUGGCCACGGGAUCUAUAUGUCGGAUGUCACAAGCGUAUAUAUUGACAGAGGCACCAUAUCUUCCUGUGCUAAUAAAGGACUCUACGUAGAAAGGGCGGGUGAGGGACUUAUAUCCGUGGAGGCAACAGUCAUCCAAAACUCCCAAGAAGGUAUCCGGAUCUCGUCGUCGCUCGGAAGUAUUCUGUUGUCAAAUGUAUCAGUUGUAGACAACUCUGACAAUGGCAUAUACUUCAAUGGCAUCACGGGUACAGUUGAUAUGAGUGAUAUUGUAUCCAAUAACAACAGGGGUCACGGUAUCUAUCUACUGCAAGUAACAGACGUGCGUAUUGACAGAAGCACGAUAUCUUCUUGUGCUAAAGGACUGUGGAUACAGGGAGCAGAUGGAAAUAUAUCCGUGGAGUCAACAGUUGCGAACCAUAACUCUCAACAAGGUGUCUUCAUUUGGUCAUGCUAUGGUAGUGUCCUGUUGUUGAAUGCAUCAGUUGAAGACAACUCCGACCAUGGAAUAUACUUCAAUGACAUCACUGGUACAGUUAAUAUGAGUGAUAUUAGAUCUCAUUCCAACAGAAACCACGGUAUCUAUUUAUCGGAUGUGACAAGCGUAUACGUUGAAAGAAGCAUGGUAUCUUCUUGUACUAAGGGGGUGUACGUGCAAGGAGCAGCGAAGGGACAUAUAACUGUGGAGUCAACAGUUGCCGUACAAAACUCUGAAGAAGGUGUCUACAUCUCGUCAAGCCUCGGUAGUGUCACGGUGUCGAAUGUGUCGGUUGUUAACAGCUCUGGCCAUGGGAUAUACUUCAAUGAAAUCACUGGUACAGUUGAUAUGAGUGAUAUCGGAUCUCAUUCCAAUAAUGGUCACGGUAUCUAUCUACGGGAUGUGACCAAUGCACAUAUUGGCAUGAGUACGAUAUCUUCUUGUACUAAAGGGCUGUACGUACAAGGACUACAAAAGGAGGGACAUAUAUCCGUGGAGUCAGCAGUUGCCGUUCAAAACUCUGACACAGGUAUCGACAUCUCGUCGUUGGUCGGUAGUGUCACGCUGUCAAAUGUAUCGGCUGUAGACAACUCCAACCGUGGAAUAUAUAUCUAUGACAUCACUGGUGCAGUAGACAUGAAUGGCAUCGUCUCUCAUUCUAACUAUGACUAUGGGAUAUACAUCUCUCACAUUACUGGUACAGUUGAUAUGAAUGAUACUAUAUCUCAUUCUAACUCUGACGACGGAAUCUAUCUACGGAACAUUAGAAGCGCCUUGCUAACUGACGUAGUUGCAUCUGACAACGGAGCCAAUGAUGCAGGAAUAACCAUUUACCAUAGCUCCAGCCAUCAAGGCCAAUACAAGAUGGUAAAUGUGACAUGUCAGGACAGCAGAGGAAAGGGUUUAGACAUAAAUAUACCAUCGGAAGCAAGGGUGGAGAUGUAUUCCAGUCGUGUACAAGGAAACGACCAAGGAGGGAUUUACGCAAACUUCGGAAGUACUCAGCCCAGCCAGAAUGCAGGCAUCAUUCUACAAAACAGCGAACUUUACAAUAACAAAAGAUUCGCUUUGCACGUGACAGGUAAACAGACAUCAAUCGUUAUCGCCAACAGCACCAUCUCCAAUAACAUCUGUCCCUAUCAACCAGCUGUUGGCUUCGAAGGAGAAACAAACGACGUUAAUCUUACAAAUAGCCUCCUAGUCGGUAACAAUGCAAGAGAAACUCUGUCAUUUCUGUUCGGAGAUUAUUCUCACGAGUUCAGUUCUCGAAACAUCCAUGUCAUUGGCAACGUCUUCAAUGGCAAUAUCUACAACCCAAGCCAAACCGACGGGAACUUUCAGUACAGCCAGUACCCGGAUCAUACCUCAUGUACCAUUGAGAUUGGCGGCUACGUGACCUACUGUCAUCUGAGUCACAACAUGCUGGACAAUCCAGACAUGAACUACACCAUGUGCAGCAGGAUCUCUACAACUUCCCCUGAUGAGACGAUUGACGCCAGGUACAACUGGUGGGGAACAGCAGUUGAAAAUGAGAUUCGAGACAAGAUUUCUGACUUUGGCCAUUGGAACGACCGAGCUCCUGUAGACUACUUCCCGUACCUGACAGGCCCUGACGUGUCCUCUCAUCUAGCUGACCUCUCUAACCAAGAUGUCACCAUGGCAACUAACAACAUCGGAGGGAGGAUUCAUCGUUCACUUCAUCUACGAAAAGAUGGUGGUCCGUACAUAAUCAAAGGGGAUUUGACCGUAUUGAAAAACGCCUCACUUACAAUAGAACCCGGGUCUACUUUUAAGGUACACCCGUGUGUUGGUUUGUUGAACCUAGGUUCUCUUGUUGCCCAGGGAACAAGGUCAGAACCAAUUUAUUUCGACAUCGCGGACGUGCCACUUUACCAACCCCAGGUCCGGCUGGUGGGAGGGCGGUUCCCAUGGGAAGGUCGUGUGGAAGUGUUCUAUAACGGGACAUGGGGGACAGUAUGUGGGAGAUACUGGGACUCUCAAGAUUCAAAUGUUAUUUGUCGUGAACUCAACUAUGAAAAAUGUUCAGUCUGCAAGACAUACUCAUUUGGAUCAGGCGCUGGGCCGAUAUGGAUUGGUGGAUACAACAGCAGGGUCGACUGUGUUGGACAUGAAAGGAGCAUCUUUAAUUGCCUCCUGGCAGCGCCGGGCAAUACUAAUAUAUUCUGUACACACUCAUGGGACGUGGGAGUGCGAUGCACACCAAACUCUGCCAUUUCGACUCGACCACUAUGCAGAACAAGAAGAUGGGGUGGGAUCAAACUAAAUGGCAAUGACUAUUCAAAAGUAAAGCACAUUGUCAUAAAGAACACUGGCAGUCUUCAUGGAUUGGCAAGUCCAGGGCUCACAGUUGGAGCAUCAGAAGAGGUCAUAAAUGUAUCGAGUAUCCAUAUCAGCGAGUGUGAAGGGAUUGGACUUGAAGUUGUUGGUGGAAAACGGUCAACGGCAAUGACAGAUGUCACAAUCCAUCAGUGUUCUGGUGACACCGGCAUCUCAAUAUUUGGAAGGAAAUCCCACAUGGUGGCAUCACAAACAAGUUUCGUUGAAAGCAGCUUUCUCAUCGGAUCCUUCAACAUGAAACCGAACGUGCCCUCUGUAACUAGCGAUGAAUGUGGCCGCCCUGUAACAAUUGUCGCAGACAAAGGGACAAUCACCAGUCCAAAUUACGGUAGAUCAAACUAUCAAAACAACUUGCGAUGUGAAUGGUUGAUUGUAGUGCCCAGAGCACCAGCCACUCUACGAUUUAUACACAUCAACACUGAAUAUGGAUGGUACUAUAACAAUGGAUAUGGAUAUAGAAAUGGAUAUGACUAUGUCACUAUCUAUGACGGGCCAACAACCUCAUCAGUUAGUUUUGGGCGGUUUGGGGGCGCAACCAUCCCAUCUCCAGUCGUUUCAUCAAGCAGGGAAGUCUUUGUGACAUUUAGGACUGACUCUAUGUUCACUCGAGAGGGAUUUGAGUUGGAAUUCUCCUCAACAGAAUCUGAAGACAUCGAUGACGAAGGUAUCUGUCCUUGUACGUACAGCAUCCAAGACUCCACAUUUAGAAACAACAGUGGGAGUUUCAUCAACAUAACCGCGAUUACUGAUGCAACCAUAGAUAUCCAGAGGAGCAUCUUUUCACAAAGUCAAGCACGCGGUGAAAACGAUACAGACGGUGUGAUGUACUUUUCGGGUGAUAUUGCCAACACGAAUUUGACCAUAAGAAAUAACUACCUGUCAGGCAAUGCAAUUAAAGGCCUGUAUUUCAAAGAUCUGAAACAUGAAAAUGUGACCGUAAACAUUCUUGAAAAUCACUUCUUCCGAAACAAAGCCGGUGCUCUACUGAUGACAAAUGGUGACAGCUUCAAUCAAACACUCCGCGCGUUGUCGAUAAAGAACAAUGUUUUCUCAAGCAACGAGGAAACUGAUUCAGAAGAUCUCAUUUCCAUUGAAAACUUUAACGGGCGUGUAGAAAGUAACACAUUCUUUAACAACUCGGGACAUUUCAUUGUGAAUUGGCACGGUGGAAAUACAUCUAAUGAUCAACAGAUUUGUGACAACAAUUUGUUCUACGAUAACAUCGGCAUGAUGCCGGGUGAAAAGUACACAGUUGUCGUGUCAGGUACGGACGUACAACUGCACGGCAAUGUCCUCACCAACCCUGCAAACGAUGCUGAGUUAGCCACAUCCCACAGGACACCGUUUCAUCCCGUCAAUGCUACCCACAACUGGUGGGGGUUUGACAAGAGAAACCUGAUAGAGACACGGAUCCGAGACAGGAAAGACCGGGACCAAUGGGCCGAGGUGUUGUUUGACCCUUGGACACCUGAAGCACCAAGCAAUAAACCUUGUGAUCUGGGAUGGACAUACAGUAAGCCACUUAGUGCCUGCUACAGGUACAUGGGUGGAUCGCAGACUUGGGAUGACGCUGUGAAAUCUUGUCAGGCACAGCUUUCUAUACUUGUACGGAGGUUUGCAGGGCUUGAAAGGACGACACUUGACAACCUGUUAGUCUCACGAGAGGAGGACUUCCUGCCGGGAAUACCUGUCUGGAUAGAGAGAGGAGUGGCGGACAACUGCAAAACGUACCAUCCAACACUCAGCGGAGCUCUGCAGACUGUGGCAUGCGCGUCUCACUAUCCUUUCUUCUGCAAGAGACCUCUGGCUGUGGUUACAGUCGAAGCUUGUCCAAACUCCUGUUCCCACCACGGAAGCUGUGAGGGACAGACGUGCGUUUGUCAGAGAGGCUGGGGGAAAGACGACUGUUCCCAAUAUAACUGUAGGGAGAGAAACGACUGUGGUGAAUACGGCACAUGUGUGGGACCAAACAUCUGCAGGUGCAGGAAUGGAUGGCAGGGUCGUGCUUGCACUGUAAGCUACUGUAACCGGUUCACCAGCUGUAAGUCCUGUACACGGGAGGUUGGGUGUGGCUGGUGUGAGGAGAGACAAAGCUGUGAAUCCGGGCUGUACAGAGGACCAGACGUGUUCCCGUGUAGGUCGUGGUUCUAUCACGGCUGUUUCACCGUGGGACAGAGGAACCGAUGUUCAGAGAACAUAGAGAUCGUUGACUGUGAAUCAAAGCAAUGCAACAAGGCACUGUCCACUACUACAGUCGAGUCUUGCUUGAGGUGCCAGGACAUGGAGGCCUGUUUCAGGACAUCGAAUGAAGACUACUGCAACGUGUGGAAUGAAGACCAGUGUCCCAAGGGCUUCAUCCAUCCACUGUACAACGACACCACGCGAAUUGAGAAGAUUCUCAUCGCCCAUAACGUAAAGUACGUACCCUCAAAGGACAACAUCUUGUACCGGUGUCCACUCCGCUUGUCCAGUAGUGGAGCCACCAUGUUUGUGAAUGAAGGGGAUCUGGACAUUCAGUUUGAUCAGGUGCUGUCCAGUCCUCAGGCAAACGGUGUGCUUCACAAGGUGGAACGAGUUACAAAGACAGACAGUUACACAGUGAUGGUGGCGCACCCUGCUGCUCUGGAGGACAUGCUGGAUUACAGUGACUUCAGCCAGGAGGUUCAGCUGGAGGCGGCUGUGGACAUGAGGAGGAACGAGGGAGCUCCUGAACUGUCCGAGGUGGAGAGGGUGCUGAAAGGAAACGGGACGCUUGACGGCAGCACUGUUCAUGUCAUCACAGAAGAUACCGCCGUCUACAAGUGUAUUGGAGAUCGGGCUACGAACAAAGGUGUGGGCAGCUACCAUCUGCUGAUGAGAGAUAUCUCUGACCACCUGUCAGUUGGUGACGUCAUUGUCAGUAACCAUAGUAACGGGAUACUGGAAAGGGUUAUCCGACAGAAAACUACACCUUACGGAGUCUUCAUACAAACCGAGCUACAGGAUUGCUCCACACCAUUCAACUCAAAUGAGGAACUAAAAACCACAGACGGGGAGUCUCUACCAGCCUCUUUACCCUGCCCUGGUGGGCCGGAUGGGACAGAUGGCCUGCUUGUUGUUGAGUCCGGAGGGAAAGAAGUGGACCUGGAGGCUGGCGACGUGGUGGUGGGGAGACGGAGCGGCAGGCUGCUGGCAAAAGUUAUGGAAAUCACAACAGUGGAUGGGUACAAGCUAUUGGAAGUGGAGCCAGUCCUGAGCAGGACCAAAAUCACACCGCCGGCAAGAUCAAGAAGACGACGUGACGACGCCACCAUAGGCAUAGCUCCUAUCAGGACCCCUCUGAACCUCAGCAUCGAAGACAGCUUUUCCAUGACCACUGAUGGUUAUAGCAUCGAUCUAUCUACAAGAGGGGGGCUGUCUGCUGGCAUCAAGCUCUCACUUGCAGUAUCGACGUCGGAGUUUCGAACACCAACGCUUAAGAAGGCCGGAGCUUUCUUUAUUGGUGGGCGGCUAGAAAUGGGACUGGAAGGCUCUCUAGACGUGUCGGAGAGUACACAGGCGAGAGACGGCUUUUGGAUGGAACUGUCCCCUCGCUACGUCUCACUGUGUGUCAGCAGCACACUCUGCAUACCGGCCAAAAUAUGGGGGCACAUUGUCACUUCGUACGAAAUCUACGCUGAGGGUCCAGGCAGUAUUCAGAUGUCCUCCACUGUGGUUAAACCGGAUAUUGACGGAGGUGGAAGCUGGCAACCACAAGAAGGGGGGCAAUGGUUCUCGUUUGAUGAGAAUGAGGAAUCCGAAAGCGCAGAUAUAGUGAUAUCGUCCUACUCUGGUGCGGUCAAUAAGAGUGAUCAGCUCAUCAGUUUGGAGCUAAAAGUCAGACCGACAUUUUUCCUCGAGUUCCCCACAUCUGGUGAGAGUGAAGAGGAGACCAACACGAUACAGUCCAUAGAAGAUGCGCUAGGUUACAUUAGUCAAAGUGAUGCUUUUGGGUACACCACCUCCAUUCAGUCCCAAGCAGUCCUGCGUGUAUCAGCCCAGUCCUGUUCUACUGACUGCCCGUAUUCAGACAGACCACAGUACGUCGGCGUCACGUCAGCACUGGACUAUCUGAGAGGAGCGUUUAACGUCAUCGUUGGGAACAAGGAGUACUAUCAGGAACACGAGUGGAGACGUGAAGAGUGGAUGGACUCUGAUAGAGAAUGCAAAGCACAGCCGUCAAGUAUCGACACCUGUAGGGACAUCUGUUUAUCAUGCCCUGGUGGAUUACUGAUAGGGAGGCCACACCCUACAAACGAGAGCCACUGCAUGUGUCCUUGUAACUGUGGGAGCGGAAAUAUAAGCUUCACGCAUCCCGACAUAUCUGGUGACAAAUGUAACUGCGAUGUCUGCCCAGAUGGAGAGUUCAAAACGAUCAACAACCAGGGACAUCUACACUGCCCAUGUCUGUGUCCUGAUAACAGAAUAUCAGUACUGACUAGCGAUGGGACAUGUGACUGCUCCUGCACCUGUCCUGACGGUAGCAGGGAUGUGGUGCUGAGUGACGGCAGCUGUCCGUGCAGGUGUACCUGUAACAACUGCCACGAGUCGGUUCUCGGGCCUCAAGGCUGCAUCUGCUCUGAUAGCUGUCCUGACUGUGAGAAUGAUGAAGAACCCGAGUGGCAGGACUGUGUGUGUAAGUGUCCACAGAAGACAGAGUGCGGGAUCCCACCUACAUGUGUGGUGGGGAGGAUGGGGCCGGACUGUAGACAGCCAGACUGCAGGCCAUGUCAAGGCUGCUCCGGAAACGGGCAAUGUACCACGUCAUCAGACAGCUGUCAGUCAUCCUGUGUGUGUUCGCCUCGGUGGUUCGGUGACUGUUGUGAGCUUGUCCGCGGGCGUCCUAUUGGAGGGGACCCUCAUCUCCAGACACUGGACGGGAUAUCAUAUGACUAUCACGGCAUUGGUGAGUUCUGGGACUGUAAGAGCGUGUCCAAUGACUUCGGCGUACAGACCCGGAUGUACGCGUACGAAAGCGCUUCUCUGAUUGGUGGCUUUGCAGUGAAGACCGGGCACAGUGUCGUCACCCUGAUGACGUUACCGAACGCAACGGAAAAUGACGUUCCCGAUAUAAGGAUCGAUGGUGAACCACACCAGCUUGCUGUCGGACAGAAACAUCUCCUGAACAAUGGGACAAUCCAUCUGAUCGCUCAGCAACCAUCAAAAAACGCUACGGAGUCAGGGGCUGUCAUCAUCAUAUCUCUUACGUUUGCUACAGGGGCAACUGUGUCAUUUGACAUCCGGUACUCACCAAAGAUGGGCCGCCAGUUUGUCAACAUUUUGUUCAGCCCCACGGCCGCGUUCAAGGGCAACACGGAGGGACUGUGCGGGCUCAUGGAUGACGAUGAUGCCAAUGACUUUACUGGUCCGGACGGCGCUGUGUACAACGACACUUCUGUAUUUGCUGAAACCUGGCGUAUAAACAAAACCCACCACGGCUCAGGUCUGAUGGGGUCCUGGUCAUGGAACUCUUCUAACUUCCAUCCUGAUGACGUCAUGGAUCCUGCCUACUCCGACCCGAACCAUCGUCCUUCUGUCGGCAUAGAUGGACUGACUCAGGAACAAAAGGAAAAAGCUGAAGAGAUGUGUAUCGCUCUCGGGUUGACCGGCACUCUUCUGAAUGAAUGUAUCUUUGACGUGUCAAUCACCAACGACACAACCUUCACUGAGCAAGAGGUUUUCAAAAGUUGCCCAAACCAGUGUUCCGGUAGGGGUCGCUGUGUUAACGGAAGCUGUGACUGUAUAACGGGCUGGUCUGGUGAAGACUGUAACGUUGGAAACUGUACUGACUGCUCCGAGGAUCACGGGAGAUGUGAGCUGGGGUUCUGUGUGUGCGAGCCCGGAUGGGAGGGAGCAGCCUGUGAUCAACAAGCGACAUGUGAUGCCGUCAAUAACUGCACCAGCGCGGAUCACGGGAUCUGUGUAACCACAGAUGUAUGCAGGUGUGAACCAGGCUACAUCGGUACCAACUGCAGCAAUGUUCCUACGUGCGGAAAUGUUGCUAACUGCACAGACCACGGAGUCUGUGUGGACUACGACACCUGUUUGUGUGAUGAACAGUGGGCAGGAGACAUGUGUGACCAGUUCUCAUGUGCAGCGUUGGAUUACUGUUCUGGACGUGGUCGUUGUGUGGACAUAGACGUCUGCCACUGUGACCAGGGCUGGACCGGCAGCUCCUGUGUCACACCGGACUGUCCUGCAGUCAACCAGUGUUCCCGCCAAGGGGACUGUGUUGGUCCCAACAUCUGCCAGUGUUACAGCGAAUAUCAAGGUCUGGACUGCAGUGAAGCCCUGAGCUGCCCUGAAUUGCAAGAAUGCAAUGAAAAUGGGGCCUGCUUCAAUAAUUCUGAAGGACAAAAUGAAUGUCUUUGCUUCCCAGGGUUCAGAGGUGCAAGUUGUGAUCACCCAGACUGUACAGAACAGAAUAACUGCACGAACCAUGGCAGCUGCAUAGAGCCUAACCUGUGUCAGUGUGGCAGCGGGUACACCGGACAUGACUGUGCCAACUUCUCUUGCGAAGCAUUGCAGUAUUGUUUUGGUCAUGGAAGCUGUGUGAGGUUCGACACAUGUAUCUGCGAUCCUGGCUGGUCAGGCGGUUCCUGUAACGUUGCGAUCUGCAGCAGGAAAGCUGACUGCUCCGGCCAAGGCACGUGUGUUGCCCCAAACACCUGCGAAUGUUUCCCUGGGUUUGAAGGAGAGAACUGCAGCGAAGUGAACUUACCUAAUGAACACCCUCCCAUAUUCCAGAAGGACAGAUAUGAUGCCACAAUUACCGAAAACCUGCCCAUUGGUUCGCCUAUACUUACAGUGUUUGCAAAUGAUAGCGACAUUGGUGGAAAUGGUGAAGUUAGGUACAGGCUUCUCCCAACAGGUUCGGAUGAUGAAAACUUUGCAGUGCACCAGACUUCAGGGGUCAUAACUUCAGUCGUUGAGUUUGACUUUGACUCGUUGGAGCGCGCGUCAUUCAGUCUCAUCGUCGAAGCAUUUGACCAAGGGGUGCCGAUAAUGACGGGAACAGCCACGGUAAUGAUAAACAUAACAGACCAGAAUGACAACAAACCUGUCAUCAACAUUCCUCCUGACACCGAGUAUAACCUUCAGUCCAACACCCCGAUCGGCUUCCACGUGGCUACUGUCCAAGCUUCUGAUGCUGACAGGUCUGAUAAUAACUCCAAAAUCACGUACGGAAUCACAAGUGUCAGCCGCUUCGUUUCUAUAGACGCCACAAAUGGUAGUGUUACCGUCAGCAGCGCCUUGGAAAGUGGGAACUACGUGGUGAAGGUCGGUGCGUCAGAUCACGGUUCACCGCCCCAAACAGAUGAGGUAACUCUCCGUAUGAUCGUGACCAAAGUAAGCACAAAUACAGCUCCGCGGUGCCCGGUAGAUGAAACUCUUGAGAUCUCUUCUCGCAAUGUUACAAGAGGAUCGACAAUCGCAACCAUAGAAGCAGAAGACCCCAACAACGGUCCAAACGGUGAACUUUCCUACAGUUUAAAGUCCCAAACAGGAGAACUCGCAAGCAUAUUCAGGAUUGACCCACCAACUGGUAGGAUCUAUGUUAUAACUACUGAGGUGCCACAAUUUGACGGCAAUUCAUCAGCCGUUUCAAUGACAAUAGAAGCCAGAGAUAACGCUGUGAAUUCAAUGGCCUGUGAAACAAAUGUCGUUGUAAUAAUAACCGCACCAUUAAAAACCACAUCUGAGCCAAAAACGACACAUGUAUCUACCACUGAAACACCACAGUUAGCCAUUACAACAGAGGGCAACGAUCGCUCCACCGCACUCAUAACAUCAGAAAGAGCAACGACAACCAACGAGUUUGAAACAGCAACACCUUUCAACGAAUCUACCAUCGGUUCUACAACACAGUCGGAUAUUACAACACAGCUGGACAGUACAACACAGCUGGACAAUACAACACAGCUGAACAAUACAACACAGCUGGACAAUACAACACAGCUGAACAAUACAACACAGCUGAACAAUACAACACAGCUGGACAAUACAACACAGCUGGACAAUACAACACAGCUGGACAAUACAACACAGCUAAACAAUACAACACAGCUGAACAGUACAACACCGUUGAGUGUUACGACCAGUAUGACAGAGGGCCUCCACAGCUCUACAGACAUCACUGCAACAGAAGGAGCAAGUACAACCGAGGAGCAUGAAAUAACAGCACCUUUCGACAGAUCCAGCACCGUUUCUACAACACAGCUGGAGACUACAACGCAGCUAGACACUACAACACAGCUAGACAUUACAACAAAGGUGAGCGUUACAACAGAGGGCUUUGUCAGCACUGCCGCUCUCCCAACAACAGAAGUAGCGACUACAACAGAGGAGAACGAAGUAGCUACAACCGGUUCUAGAACACAAGGAGGCAUUACAACACAGCUACAGACUACAACAAAGGGCUUCGACAGUUUUGCCACUCCCCAAACAACAGAAAGAGUAACUGCAACCGACGGCGAAGUAACGGCACCAUUCUACAGGUCUACUACCAGUGUGACAACACCAAAAGACACUACAGCACAGCUUGACAUUACAACAAAGCUACACACUACAGCAAAGGGUUUUGACAUCGCUACCACUCUUCUAACAAAAGAAGUGACUACAACAGAAGACUACAAAGUAACGACACCUUUCCACAGGUCUACAACACAGGUAGACACUACAACAAAGGACUUGGAAAGCUCUACCACUCUUUCAACAACGGAAAUAGUGACUACAACAAAAGAGAAUGAAAUAACGACACAUUUUGACGGAGAUACUACGGAUGCUACAAAACAGAUACACAUUGGGUCUACCGUCCUUCCUACAACAGAAAGAGCAAAUACACAAGGAGGAUAUGAAACAACGACGCAUAACGACAUGUCUACUACUGACUCUACAACACAGCAAGACAUUACAACAAUGAAAACCGAAAGUUCAACCGCCCCUCUUCCAACGGAAAAGUAUGAGAGUAGCACCUCAUUGAGAACAGCAACCGAAGACCACCCUAUAGUGGAGGCACAUUUGUUCAGAGGCGUCGUGAGGAUAGUGAAUCGUAUUUGGACGGAAGAACUGCGGAAUAUAUCAUCUGAAGAGUUUAAGACUUUGGCUGCAGAAGUCCAGCAAGGGCUGGAUGGUGUGUUCAGCAACAGCAACCUCUCGGAUGCAUACGGCUCUGUUCAGGUCAUCCGCUUUUCUCCCGGAAGUAUAAAUGCAGACUUCAUACUGCGUUUUAACUCAUCCACACGCAUUACCAGCGGUACCGUCCUGACUGUGCUUUCAGGGGUAACAAACAUCGGUAGUCUGCAGAUAGAUGAAACUGCCACCAGCAUCACAGAGUUCGAAGCAGAUGAAGAGAUGAGCAAUCUUGACCCUGGGUACAUCAUACUCAUCUGUGUUGGCGUUGCCUUCGUGCUUACAGCUGUUGUGGUGCUGGUGUUUUGCUACGUUUCAAAGAGACGCGCACGUCGUGGUAAGUACGCGUUGCCCGGGGAAGAUAAUCAGCUUCCUGAGAACACACGGUGGAACAUGCCGUUUCCACGAGCGAAGAACUCCCAAGAGUCCCAGAGACAGACGUACCAGAACCCAGUCUACAAUAUUAAUAUCAACGAUUGAUAUUGAAGAUGCAAUUGAAAAAUAUUUGGCAAACGUAACAAUGGAGUAAAGUUAAAAGAUUGUAGCAUUUCUUGAGUUGUGUUUACUGUAUUUCUAUAAUUACCUUGGAUUUUUUAAUUACGGAUUCUAUGGUUAAGUGUGUAUCCUAAUUAUAGCUAUUUCAAAUGUUUAUUUAUGAUAUAUUACUGCCUAAUAUGUAACAAUUUGAUCUCUCACAAAGACUUUGA